AAUAUGGAUAUGAUUUAUAAAAUAUAAACACCAUCAUCAUCAACAGGGAGGGAGGGAGCUGAACGUUUGACUUGGAUGAAGAGCGAGCAAGAGGCGAUUCGGAAGUCAAUCGCAAUCGGAUAAAUUCAUCUUCUCUUCUUCUAAAGAUCUAUGCGCUCAGAAUUUAUGCUUGUUUGUAAACUGUAUAGCUGGCAUUGAUGGUCAUCUAUCGCAGACCCAUUCUACUUUAGUGUUGUCGAUUCAAGCAUGAGUUAUCACCAUACAAAUUCGAUUUAGUCUUCAUGGUAUUCUGAAACCAAGAUUUGUCUGCGUCAAAAUUAAUAGUUUUACAAUGGAACAAUCAAAAUCUGACAGCCAUAUUCAAUACAAUCCAGUUCAGCAUGAGAAUAUGGACUCUAUACACUCAUCUCAAAGCUUUCAAAACACAAACGCUAGACCUACUUCUGUAAAACCUGUGUUAAAUUAUUCGAUCCGGACCGGUGAAGAAUUUGCUCUAGAAUUUAUGCGGGACCGUGUAAACCCUAGGAUGCCAUAUCAUGCUGGCGAUCCAAGCCGUACGCCUGGCUACCUGGAACUAAAGGGCAUUCUAGGCAUCAGCCAUACCGGAUCGGAAAGCGGGUCAGAUAUUUCCAUGAUUAAUAUUGUAGAAAGAGGUUCAACCCGUUUUGAAAAUAACCACCAAACUUCAUCAGAUUUUAACAGUUCACUUGGAUCAGAUAGUUCACCGAAGAUAAAAAUUAUGUGUAGUUUUGGUGGUAAAAUAUUGCCUCGCCCAAGUGAUGGAAAGCUAAGAUAUGUUGGAGGAAGUACACGAAUUAUUCGCAUAAGAAAAGAUAUAUACUGGCAAGAGUUACGCCAAAAAGCAAUAGAAAUUUAUAUUGAAACUUGUGCAAUUAAAUACCAGCUUCCCGGGGAGGAUCUUGAUGCUUUAGUUUCGGUUUCAUGUGAUGAAGAUUUACAGAAUAUGUUGGAGGAAUGUAACGUAUUAGGUGUAGGAGAAGGGUCACAAAAGCUUAGGUUGUUUUUAUUUUCUUUAAGUGAUUUAGAUGAUACUAGUUUCAGUCAUGUUAAUUCUGGUGGUGAUAAUGAAUUCCAAUUUGUGGUUGCUGUAAACGGGAUGGAUAUUGGUUCAAGACGGGAAUCAGCAAAUGAUCUUGAUGGCCAAAAUGUUGAGAGGAAUACGUCGUCACCUUCUACUUUUAUUGACCUCAAUGUUCCUGUUCCGUCAAAUGCCUAUGGAGAAGCCGAUCUAGAUGCUUGUGUUCCACAAAAGGAGGAGAAACCAAAGGGGGAUACUUCUAUGAAGCAAGAAGUUAAACAAACCAACGUUAAAUCCCCAAGAGAUGACGUGGCAUCAACAGUUGUUCCACCACCUAGUGAAGGAAAGCUUCCCCCAAAACCUAAAAUGAAUGAAGACCAGAUACAUGCAAAGGUUGUUACAUCUAUCGACAAUGAUUCGUUUACAGCUGUGGCUCCCGAUAACUCGGGCUCUGAUCUUAUUGAUUUGAGUUACCUUGAACCGCCUUCACGAGUUUAUCAUUCCGAGAGAAUUCCGCGUGGGCAGAUGGAGAAAAACAGGCUGACCAAGUCAGACGAUUCACUCGGGUCUCAAUUGCUUGCUACACAUUUACAGUCUGAUGCUGACCAAAUCUCAGAAUCGGUUGGAAGUUUACGUACCGAAGAUUUCCCACCCCAUGGUGGAUUAGUCAACAAUGAGGCACCAAAAGUCAACACCGAUUUGGCUCCGGAUUCGGGUAAUGUAUCUGAAUCUGCGAUGAUUGAGAAGAAAGUUAAGUUCGAUAAACCAUCAGAAAGUGGAUCACAAGUGAAGCACCAUGACUAUCCUGCAGCUAACAGUCAGGCGACUAGUGGUGGUGAUCAAACUUUUGAAAGUGUUUCCAGGCCAGGGCAAGGAUCUAUUUUGAUUGAUAUCAAUGAUCGAUUUCCCAGUGAUUUUUUAUCUGAUGUAUUUGCAAGAGCGAUGAUAUCUGAAGAUUCACAUGGAAUUGGUGUUCUACCACAGGACGGUGUGGGAUUGAGCAUGAACAUUGCAAAUCAUGAACCUAAACAUUGGUCGUUUUUUCAGAAAUUAGCACAAAAUGAGUUUCAGGGUAAGGAUGUUUCUCUUAUUGACCAAGAUCAUCGUGUGGUUUUAUCCAAUGCUCAAGAAGAAGCAUCUAUGGGCUAUAAUGUUUCACAAUUUCCUGACGGCCGUAACACUUUCGUGGAAGAUGAAGAAAAAGAAAUCCAUGGUUCAGAAUCAACAUCUAUGCAACCACAUUCACUGAUGAAAAACAGUGAUGACCUGGCAGGAAACUUUAGAAUGCCCGACUCAGAGUAUGAGGUUGAGACAAGGAACGAUGGGCUGCCUUCAAUUGAUUCUCUAGGUGAUCUUGAUAUCAGUUCCUUACAGAUUAUAAGAAACGAAGAUCUUGAAGAAUUAAGGGAGCUUGGUUCGGGUACAUUUGGUACCGUGUAUCAUGGGAAAUGGAGGGGAACGGAUGUUGCGAUUAAACGCAUUAAGAAAAGCUGCUUUGCAGGGCGGUCAUCUGAACAAGAAAGAUUAACAGUAGAGUUCUGGCGAGAAGCUGUAAUUCUGUCAAAGCUUCAUCAUCCAAACGUAAUGGCAUUUUAUGGUGUAGUACAAGAUGGGCCCGAUGGAACAUUAGCUACUGUCACAGAGUUCAUGGUUGAUGGCUCACUAAGGCAUGUCUUACUUCGCAAAGAUAGGCAUCUUGAUCACCGAAAGAGGCUUAUAAUUGCAAUGGAUGCGGCCUUUGGAAUGGAGUAUUUGCACUCCAAGAACAUUGUGCAUUUUGAUUUGAAAUGUGACAAUCUUCUUGUGAAUAUGAAGGAUUCUUCACGCCCUAUAUGCAAGGUAGGUGACUUUGGACUGUCAAAAAUCAAGAGGAACACUUUGGUUUCAGGUGGAGUUAGGGGAACCCUGCCGUGGAUGGCUCCCGAGCUACUGAAUGGUGGAAGCAAUAAAGUUUCUGAAAAGGUUGAUGUUUUCUCCUUUGGGAUCGUGUUAUGGGAGAUUCUUACUCGUGAAGAGCCGUAUGCCAACAUGCACUAUGGUGCAAUCAUAGGAGGCAUAGUGAAUAACACGCUUAGACCUACGAUCCCAUGCGACUGUGAUCCUGAUUGGAGAAGGCUGAUGGAGCAGUGCUGGGCCCCGGAUCCUGCCGUGAGACCGUCUUUUACUGAAAUAACUAAUCAAUUACGCAUAAUGUCUGCAGCCCACAAAGCCCAUGCUCACAAGCCAUCUUAGAUUCACAUAUUUACCCCUUGAAUAUACAAACAAGGUAUACUUUAUCAUGAUUAAAUCCAAAUUAUUACUAUUAUUGUUAUUUAUGUAUCUUUUUUCAAAUAUAAAUUCGAGUAUUUGAUAACGUACAUGUCAAGUGGACAAUGUUAUCUGUAAGGACAUAAAGUCGAUACACUCAGCAUGUUUGAAUCCAUAUAUGUGUAUUUUUUCUACAUUUACCA
Molecule: messenger RNA, 3489 nt
Organism: Helianthus annuus (common sunflower)
Lineage: Eukaryota; Viridiplantae; Streptophyta; Magnoliopsida; Asterales; Asteraceae
Product: serine/threonine-protein kinase STE20
Exons: 8
Coding region: 332-3271 (979 amino acids)
Biological process (GO): signal transduction; protein phosphorylation
Cellular component (GO): cytoplasm
Molecular function (GO): protein kinase activity; protein binding; ATP binding
Source: RefSeq, a predicted model, not a curated record